AUGGCCGUCGAAGUGAGAAAAUAUCAUCUGUUACCUACAAAUCUCAUCCCCAACUCUCCCAGGCCUCUACUUCAUUAUAAGAACGUUUUGCCAAAGAAUAUCUACUCCUCACACUGCGACCCAGGCGAAGUUUGGCAAAUUUUUACUAAGAAUGGAUGGAAAGUGAACUGGCUCUUUCGCUACAGUGACACGCAACUGUCCCACUAUCAUUCAAAUGCGCAUGAAUGUAUGGCUGUGCUUUCAGGAACGGCGAGCAUCCGAUUCGGCGUCGCCGACAUGUCAGCAGACAUGCACGAGAACACAUAUAACUCCGCUUGGGAGGAAGGAGGUCUCGUGCUGGAAGCCGAAGCGGGAGACGUGUUUAUAAUACCAGCCGGCGUGGCACACAAGACACAUAAUACUUUUCCCAAGGCCGACUUCGCGCUUUUGUCACCGGGGAAAGGACAUGGUAUCGAGGCUGAUGAUCCGAAAAAAGAACUAUCCGAGAUCAAACUGAAUGGGUUUACAAUGAUGGGAGCCUAUAGUGGAGGUGACUGGGACUUCAUUGCAACUGGAGGGAAUUUUGAAAGGGUGUGGGCGGUUCAGAAGCCGAAGUAUGAUCCUGUUUUUGGAAGCCAUGAGAUGGGGCUUUGUGCAAGGUGGCAUGGAAGUAACCAGGAGCCCAAGGCUCGCCUAUAA
Penicillium expansum is the source of this 678-nucleotide messenger RNA. Its product is annotated as cupin domain-containing protein. Lineage: Eukaryota; Fungi; Ascomycota; Eurotiomycetes; Eurotiales; Aspergillaceae. The transcript has a single exon. Bases 1 to 678 code for a protein of 225 amino acids. The record is from RefSeq and is a predicted model, not a curated record.